Drosophila persimilis is the source of this 1651-nucleotide messenger RNA. Its product is annotated as dynein regulatory complex subunit 2. Gene Ontology annotation, cellular component: axonemal dynein complex; axoneme. The transcript is spliced from 3 exons. NCBI's taxonomy places the organism in Eukaryota, Metazoa, Arthropoda, Insecta, Diptera, Drosophilidae. Gene Ontology annotation, biological process: axonemal dynein complex assembly; cilium-dependent cell motility; regulation of cilium movement. The coding region runs from base 33 to 1634 and encodes 533 amino acids. The record is from RefSeq and is a predicted model, not a curated record.
GUGAUUAGUGAUUAAAAUAGUAAUACACCAAAAUGUCCGAGCCAACGGGUGGAGGGGAACCCGAAAUACGGAUGACUCGACUCACAGACAACUAUCUGCAGGAAAUGCAGGAUGAAUUGGAUAAGGCGCCUGAGGGGCCUCACAAGCCAACGAAAGCCGAGAAGAAGGCUGCCAGGAAGGAGGCCAAGAGACAAGAACAGAUGGCCGACAAGAAGCUGAUUAUGCGCGAUGCCCUGAGCCGCGAACUGGAAAUGGGCAAGCGUAUGGAGAAGAGAGGCAACGAGGAGUGGCACGAGAUGUGCAAAGAGAUCAAGAUCACGGAACUCCGUGAGGAGAUCGUGAAUUGGGGCAACAAGGCCGAAAGAAAUAUUGAAGGCAAGAACGAUCACAUCAAGAUGUUGAUCGAGGACAUGACCCAGACACAGGAUCGCCAUAUGCGCUGCUUUAGCAAGACGGUGGAGCUAAUUGAUCACGUCAGAGACUGCUUCCACGGCAUGAUAGAUGGGAUAAGGAACAUGUACGAUCAAGAGGCAGAGAUAAUGCUCAGGGAAUACUACGAUGAGGUCCAGCGCCGCACAGAGGAGGUGGACUUUAUGCACGAGAACAGCGAGAACAUUAUACAUGCCACGAACAUAACCACGCGCGACCAGCUCAAUGAGGACUACCAGAUCUUCUUGGAGCAGCGCGACGAUCGUGUCAAUACAGAGAUCGAAAAUCGGUUCCGCAUACGCGAUCAGGUCGUGCUCCGGAUGACCGAUAUGCAGCAGCAGCUAAACGAUUUUGUGGAGUCGCUUCGGAGCACAGAGCUGGAUGCCCACAAGUACGAGAAGAUCCGUUGGCUAACCGAGCGCCAGGCGGCCUUCAUGGAUGAGUCGCGCAAACUCAACUAUGAGGAAUUAAAGAACAUUAACGCCAUGUCCGAUCUGAACAAGGAAAUGCUGCGAGUCGAGUCGGAAAACAACUCGACUCUAAAUGAUCUUCGCCUGGAGUUUCAGUACUUUACGCGUGUGCGUAAGAAGAUCGAGCAGAAUCAGGAAAUGGAUCGCGUGAUCACCCAUGAGAAGCUGCGUAUACUAACGGGCGAGUGCUACGACAUAAUAAAGCAAUUGGAAAAGCACGUGAAGAGUGGCGAACUGUUGCUGGCUCUGUCGAUCACCUGCCGGAAGCUGCAAACCGAGUCGGAAAAAGUCAUCUUGGGCGGUGAGAUUGUCGAUGAGACGGAUCUGGGGGCUGUCGAUGAGCAGUUCAUUCUGAAAACAUUGAAUAUGAAAGCCCAUGUGGAUAUAACCGAGGCGGAGCUGUUAGAACAGAAUAAAUUGCUGAGGAACUUUUGGCGUCGUCAGGCCAUGGUCGAGGCCCAAAACCUUCUCUUGCUUGAGGAGAAACAUCGUCUGACCGAGCAGAACGAACGCUAUUUAAAUUUCAUCAAGUCUAUGAGCGUCACCGAAAAUCCCGAAGAGCUCCGAUCGGCCGUGAAGGUUAAGAUGUGCGACAAUCAGCCAAUGACGCCGCAUCUGUUCCAGACCAAAUGCAAGGAGUACAAGUCGCGCAUUCUCUGCAAGUCCAAGAUGGCCCACAAAGAGGCCAAGUGGGAUGCGGAGAAAGUACUGCGCCAAGUGAUAGAGAAACAUUAAUCGCACACCGAAUUUCC